This is a messenger RNA of Cottoperca gobio, 2301 nucleotides long. It is a transcript of the gene rubcnl, whose product is annotated as rubicon like autophagy enhancer. Gene Ontology annotation, biological process: autophagosome maturation; autophagosome-endosome fusion; autophagosome-lysosome fusion. The coding region runs from base 169 to 2112 and encodes 647 amino acids. Gene Ontology annotation, cellular component: autophagosome membrane; intracellular membrane-bounded organelle. The transcript is spliced from 16 exons. NCBI's taxonomy places the organism in Eukaryota, Metazoa, Chordata, Actinopteri, Perciformes, Bovichtidae. Gene Ontology annotation, molecular function: phosphatidylinositol phosphate binding. The record is from RefSeq and is a predicted model, not a curated record.
CCUCUCUGCUCUCAGAAGAAGCCACAGAGAGGAGACGCACUAUUAAAUACAGGAAGUGCUGAUAACCAACCGCCUCUCUUCCUUUCUGCGCUGCAGUUCUUUGGGGGAUGGACAGUCUCUCAGUCUCUCAGUCUCUCAGGUCGCUGCUUCAGUUCAGGAGUUUGCAAAAUGGAGACUCUGGUGCACCAGGAAGAUAAACUGUGUCUGUCCUCUGUGGACUCUGCAGAGACACCUGGAACUACAGCUCUGACAGUCGCUCCAGGAGAUUCUUCACACCGUCAGCCGGCUGGUUCAGGAUCCGUCCCUCUGCUCCGGCUGUCGCCCCCAGAAACCAGAGAAGAAGAAUCAAACUCACACUCCAGUCCGAACAGUCCAGAGGACCAAAGCUUCCUCAUCCCCAGGAGCAGCCCGGUCAUCUCCAGACGCCACAGGCUCGUCUCCUGGCAGGGGGGGGGCGCCGACACGUCUGCCCCAUCCAGCUCGGACUCUCUGCCUCCUGCUUCGGGUUCUGAGUCUCUGCAUCAGCGUCGAGGCCCGACAGUCACCAGUCUGGAGGAAGUGGGACCCAAACCGAGCUCCUCUCACCCCCCGCCCCCCCAGCAGGACAAGAAGCCGUCCUGCGUCUCCGCCUCGUCACACCUGAUCCGUCUCCUCAGCGCUGAGCUCCACCCUCCCUGCAGCGGACAGCAGGGACUGGCUGAGGAGCAAAGAGGGCGGGGCCUAAGCAGCUGUGAUGCCCCUCCCUCAUCAGAGAGAAGGUGCAGUGGUAUCCCAGAACUCUCUGCAGACAUCUUUCGGAGCAGCUGUGAGCUGGAGAUGGAGAACGCUCACUUCAUUGUGGUGGACAUGAUGCUAGAGGUGCUGGAAGCUGUGAAGUGGACUCUGACCUCUGAUGGAGCGACGUCCACCACGGACACACACCGACACACACUCUGCAACACGAGCUCGGUGCAGCACGGAGCGCCACACGAGCAGAGAUGCGACACACACACGUCUUAUAGAAAGACACACUCGUAUGCACACACACGCCGACACACGCAGGAGGAGGGAGCAGAACGUGAAACGCCGAAGACCUUCUCCGUCCUCUCCACUGACAGCGGAUUUGAAGACUGCGGCAUCGACGCCUCGCUGACACCGAGAGACUCUCACAGGAAUGCGGAGUGUCUGGCGCAGCAGCUGGUGCUGGAGUUCAGGAGGAGCUGGCUUCCUUCCCAUGAGCCUCGGCGUGGACGGCAAAGCCUGCGUAGCUCCCUGCAGGAGCUGCCAGGUACUGGAGAAGUGGCGGUGAGCAGCGGCAGCCUGGCGGAGGAGAUCAGACUGAGGACCAGGAUGAGAGGAUCCCUGAGCUGGGCCCCCCCACGCUUCCAGAUCAUCUUCACUGUUCAGCCAACCCAAAGACGCAGUGAAGUAAUAUCUCUGCAGCACUUCCUGUGUGCAGGCUGUGGGACGAUGGUGGAGCCCAGGUACAUCAAGAAACUGCGGUAUUGUGAAUAUCUCGGCAGAUAUUUCUGUGACUGCUGUCACGGCGGCUCUGACGCGUUGAUUCCUGGUCGAAUUCUGUCCUGCUGGGACUUCGGCAGAUAUCCUGUGAGUGAUUUCUCCAAACAGCUGCUGGAGUCCAUCUGGCUUCAGCCUCUGUUUGAUCUGAACUGUGUCGGGAAGACGCUGUGCAGCAAAGUGAAGGAGCUGGACAAGUUCAGGGAGCUGCAGGAACAGCUGACGGACAUCAAGAAGCUGCUGAGCGCCUGCAGAUUCUCUGGAGGGUUAAUGUCUGAGUUCGAGCAGCUUCCUGCUCACCUGUUGGAGCCGCCUCACCUCUUCUCCAUGGACGACCUGCUGAGAGUGAAGAAGGGUCAGCUGGUGGCGCAGGCCCGAGCGCUGCUGCACUCUGCAGUCCAACAUGUCCACAGCUGUGAGUUGUGUCUGGCCCGAGGUUUUAUCUGUGAGUUCUGCAGACAAAGAGACAUCAUCUUUCCCUUCCAGAGGGACAUAUGUAGGCGCUGUGCAGUGUGCAGAGCCUGCUUUCACAAACACUGCUUUGUGGAGAAGAAGUGUCCAAAAUGUGCACGAAUGCAGUCCCGGAGGAAAUGUCCCGACAGAUCCAUGAAGUGAAUCUGAAGCAGCUUCAUGAUUCAGAUUCUUUAUCUUCACUCGGCUCAUAUUAAACACUGUUGUACAUUAAACAUACACUUUUUUUAAACUCAGGGAAUAAAAACUCACUCUGCUUCAGUGAAUCUCCAAUAUUUCAUGUUUCCUGUGGAAAUUAAAUUGUCAUGAGCUUCAAUACACUUGGUGGUGCAG